Messenger RNA from Eucalyptus grandis, 1875 nucleotides. RefSeq names its product BRI1 kinase inhibitor 1. Gene Ontology annotation, cellular component: plasma membrane. Gene Ontology annotation, molecular function: kinase inhibitor activity. NCBI's taxonomy places the organism in Eukaryota, Viridiplantae, Streptophyta, Magnoliopsida, Myrtales, Myrtaceae. The transcript has a single exon. The record is from RefSeq and is a predicted model, not a curated record. Bases 779 to 1735 code for a protein of 318 amino acids.
GUGCCUCAGCCGUUCGCGAGUGACGUCACGCUUCCAUCUUCGCCCACUUCAUCCUCCUCUCGUUCUCUUCGCAUUGCCGGCCUUUGCAUCAUCGAUCAUUUCUCUUAUCUUUGCACGGGAAGAAGGCAAGGCGCCCCCGAAGCGCCUUCUCUGAUGCGAUCUCUGUGCAAAUAGAGGACGCAAUAACAGUAAAAUGUUCAUGGUGAGCAUUAUGCCUUUUGGCUUAUGUAGAAUUCCUAGAUUCCCCUAGAAACCAGAGCGGGUUGUGGGCAUGUAUGAAGGUGACCCAUCGGCCCUCUCGUUUGCAAGAACAACUCAAGAGGUAUAGAAACACGUACCCAAAAACCAGUCUGCUUUGACGAUUCCCAUCUAUGCUUUUUGGUGGCAAAUUUGGAUCUUCUGAAUCUCCAAUUUCCAAAAUCAGUACUUAAAUAGCUGUUGGAUUUGACAAGGACCCACCAACCUCAUUUCACAAUUGCGUCUAAAAAAUUAGAAAGGUUAUAUCACCUCCCUUUUUCGAAGACUCAUUCAUGGCCAUAUUACUCUUUUCCCAUCAAGGAUGGUGAUGCCAUUUUUCUAAUGCCUACCCCCUUAUAUAUGUCAAGCUUUUUGUCCAAAGCACAUUCCAUGCCUUACUCUCUCUCUCUCUCUCUCUCUCUCUCUCUCUCUCUCUCUCUCUACUCACUCUGUGUAGCAGCUUAAAGGAAUCUACGUACCGUCCUACAGCUCGUUAAUUUUCAAUAUAGUCUCGGGUGAAUUAUUGAUUCCCAAUCGAAUUAUGGAGUCCUUUGAGCACCAGAAGGGUGUAGGAAGAGAACAAAAGCAGCCACCGCUGCAGCCACCAUCGCCACCGCCGCCUACAACUUCCGCAUCGCCACCAUCGGCUGCCUCCUCCCCUACUCAUGAAUUCUCCUUCACAAUCUCCCUACACUCCUCCACCACCCCCAACACCACCACCACACCGAGCAAAACCAAGAACCCGACUUCCCGAGCGAUUGACCUGUCUCCUGCUGAUGACAUCUUCUUCCAUGGCCACUUACUCCCUCUCCACCUCCUCUCCCAUCUCCCCGUCUCUCCGCGCUCCUCCGGCAAUUCCUUGGACAGCUUCACCCUCCCCAUAAGGGACUUCCCAGAUGAUCAAGGCUCCAUCAAGAGUUAUGGCAAUUAUGACCGUGGCGACAGCGAUGAAGAUGACCGUGGUGGCUAUGGCAAAAGCAGCGAACACAAGCAGAAGAUAAAUGGUGAUGAAGAGAGUGAAGCUCCUCGGGGAAGAAGCAAGCUCAGAUCCUUUUCCAUAUUUGGGAUACCCAGACGGAAUAAGUCAAGAGCCAGUGAAGUUGGAGAUGGGGAAGAUUACAAAGAGAAGCAGAAGAGGAAGAAAGUGAUCAGCUUUGACAUGGCCCAGAUGUUGAAAAGGUAUGCAAGAAUGGUGAGGCCACUUUUGCUGUUUAGAGGCAGGAGAGGAGAAGAAGGUGCCCAAUUCAGAAGGCAGUCACAUUCUUUCUCAGGGAAUGUCGAUGGGAGGAGAAAGAAUCCAGAACUGAGAGCUCCUCAAUUCUCAGCACCAGCAUCAAUGAGGACAUCCCCAACCAACAGUGGCCUGCUAGUUCCAACCGCAGCCCUCACUUCUUCUACCUCAGAUCAAAGCACCAUGGAAGAGUUGCAGGCUGCAAUUCAAGCUGCAAUUGCCCAUUGCAAGAACUCCAUUGCAGCCGAAGGAAAGCUCAAGGCUUGAUGUGUAUUUUUUUAUCAAUUGUCGCCUUAGGUUCUGUACUUUUUUUUUUUUUCUUUUUUUGACAUAGUCAUCGAAUCAUUAUCUCCUUGUGUAUAAUUAAUUGUAUAUCACAUCGAUAAAUGUAAUGAGUUUUUUGAGAA